Molecule: messenger RNA, 5355 nt
Organism: Moesziomyces antarcticus
Lineage: Eukaryota; Fungi; Basidiomycota; Ustilaginomycetes; Ustilaginales; Ustilaginaceae
Product: beta and beta-prime subunits of DNA dependent RNA-polymerase
Exons: 3
Coding region: 1-5355 (1784 amino acids)
Biological process (GO): transcription by RNA polymerase II
Cellular component (GO): RNA polymerase II, core complex
Molecular function (GO): DNA binding
Source: RefSeq, a predicted model, not a curated record
AUGAGUGCCCAGGCCGGUCAAUCUUUCGCUCAUUCCACUGCACCCAUCCGCCCCGUGCGCGAGGUGCAGUUCGGCAUCCUGAGUCCCGAAGAGAUUCGUGCCAUCUCGGUGUGCAAGAUCGAAGUGCCCGAAGUCAAAGAUGAGGCCGGCAAGCCUCGCAUCGGCGGUCUCUCCGACCCGCGCCUCGGUACGCUCGACAGAAAUUACAAGUGCCAAACCUGCGGUGAGGGCCACCAGGAAUGUCCCGGUCACUUUGGUCACAUUGACCUCGCAAAGCCCGUAUUUCACAUCGGCUACCUCGGCAAGGUCAAGAAGAUCCUCGAAUGCGUCUGCUUCCACUGCGGCAAGCUCAAGGCCGAUGUCCUGACCGACCCGGUCUUUGAUCAGAUCGUCAAGGCGACGCGCGGCAGUCGCAAGCGUCGCUUCCAGCGUGUCUGGGAAUACUGCUCCAAAAAGAUGGUUUGCGAGGCAGACGACCCCAAGGACGAGGACGAGAUGGGCUUCGAGGAGCAGGCAAAGCCCGGUCACGGCGGAUGUGGACGUGUCCAGCCCAACAUCCGUCGCGAGGGCCUCAAGCUCUUCACCCAGUGGAAGAAGGGCAAGGGCGAGGACGAAGACGGCGAAGAGUCGGCCAUUGCACAGCCCGAAAAACGCCCCUUGCCCGCAUCCGAGGCGCAUACCGUCCUCAAGAAGAUGUCCUCCGAAGACAUUGCCGUCCUCGGUCUGUCCGAGGAGCACGCUCGUCCCGACUGGAUGAUCUUGACCGUCAUGCCCGUCCCUCCACCACCCGUCAGGCCUUCCGUGCAGGACGGAGGUGAGGACGACUUGACCUACAAGCUCGCCGACGUCAUCCGCGCCAACGCAACCCUCAAAAAGAUGGAGCAGGAAGGCACUCCCGCUCACAUCCUGGCCGACUUUGAGCAGCUGCUCCAAUUCCACUGCGCCACCUUCAUGGACAACGACAUCGCCGGCCAGCCACAGGCCAUGCAGUCCAGCGGCCGUCCCAUCAAGUCGGUCCGUGCGCGUUUGAAGGGUAAGGAGGGCCGUCUCCGUGGCAACUUGAUGGGCAAGCGUGUCAACUUCUCCGCCCGAACCGUCAUCACCGGUGAUCCUCUGCUCGAGCUCGACGAGGUCGGCGUGCCAAAGUCGAUCGCCCGCAAUCUCACAUACCCGGAGCGAGUCACUGCCUACAACAGGGCGUGGCUCUCCGAGCUCGUCCGCAACGGUCCCAACGACUAUCCCGGUGCCAAAUACGUCAUCCGCGACACCGGCGAGCGUAUCGACCUCAAGUACAACCGACGAAGCGACAUGGCGCUGCAGCCCGGCUGGAUCGUCGAGCGCCAUCUCAAGGACGGCGACUACAUUCUCUUCAACCGUCAGCCCUCGCUCCACAAGAUGUCCAUGAUGUCGCACAGGAUCAAGCUCAUGGACUACUCCACCUUCCGUCUCAACCUCAGUGUCACGCCGCCCUACAACGCCGAUUUCGACGGUGACGAGAUGAACCUCCACGUGCCCCAGAGCGAAGAGACAAGAGCCGAGCUCUCGCAGAUCGCUUGGGUGCCCCGUCAGAUCGUAUCGCCCCAGGCCAACAAGCCCGUCAUGGGCAUCGUCCAGGACACGCUCUGUGGUAUUCGAAAGUUCUCGCUCCGAGACUGUCUGCUGGAUUACCAGCAGGUGCAGCAGGUGCUUCUCUGGGUCGCCGACUGGGACGGCGUCGUGCCCAUGCCAUGCAUCCUCAAGCCCAAGCCGUACUGGUCGGGCAAGCAGAUCCUCUCGAUGUGCAUCCCCAAGGGCAUCAACGUCUUCCUCGACAAGGACAAGGGCCUCAAGAACAACUUCUUGAAGGACGACGGUGUCUGCAUCGAGAACGGCGAGAUCAUGUACGGCGUGAUCAACAAGAAGGUCGUUGGUGCCUCGGCAGGCGGUCUCAUCCACAUCAUUUUCCGAGAGAAAGGUCCUGUCGUCUGCAAGCGCUUCUUCUCGGGUGUCCAGCGCGUCGUCAACUUUUGGCUCUUGCACAACGGUUUCUCCAUCGGCAUCGGCGACACGGUCGCAGACAAGGCCACCACUGACAGCAUCAAUCAGACCAUCUCGGAUGCCAAGGCGGCCGUCAUGGACUACAUCGAGUACGCCCGACACGAUUGGCUCAAGGUCGAGGCCGGUAUGACGCUGCGAGAGUCCUUCGAGGCCAACGUUAACCGCGUGCUCAACCAGGCGCGUGACGACGUCGGUAACCACGCAGAGAGCUCGCUGCCCGACUUCAACAACGUCAAGCAGAUGGUCGUUGCUGGUUCCAAGGGUUCCUUCAUCAACAUCUCGCAGAUGUCCGCCUGUGUCGGCCAACAGUCCGUCGAGGGUAAGCGUAUUCCCUUCGGCUUCCGCCACCGCAGUCUUCCCCACUUCACCAAGGACGACUUCACGCCCGAGAGCCGCGGCUUCGUCGAGAACUCCUACCUCCGUGGUCUCACCGCUCAGGAGUUCUUCUUCCACGCCAUGGCCGGUCGAGAAGGUCUCAUCGACACGGCCGUCAAGACCGCCGAGACGGGCUACAUCCAGCGUCGUCUCGUCAAGGCGCUCGAGGACGUGAUGGUCUGCUACGACGGAACGGUGCGAAACUCGACCAACAACGUCAUCCAGUUCGCCUACGGAGAGGACGGCAUCGAUGGUGCUCAGGUCGAGACGCAGACCCUGCUCACGCUCAAGCUCAACGAUGCCGACUUCCGCCACAUGUUUCACGUCGACCUGCACGAUGGCGGCUUCCGAAAGGGCAGCCUGCGUCCCGGUCUUGGCGACUGGUCCCAGGAGCUUCAGGACCUGCUCGAUGAGGAGUUUGCUAUUCUCGAGGCGGACCGCCACCUGCUGCGUACGGAGAUCUUCCAAUCGGACCAGGUGCAGGUGCGCCUGCCCAUGAACGUGGCGCGCCUGGUGAUGAACGCCCAGCAGAUCUUCCACAUCGACCACCGCAAGCCCAGCGACCUCUCACCGGCCGAGGUCAUCAUCGGUCUGCGCGAAGUGCUCGAGCGUCUGGUCGUCAUCCGCGGCGACGAUCCCAUCUCGCGCGAGGCGCAGUUGAACGCCACGCUGCUGUUCAAGAUCCACCUUCGCUCCUACCUGUGCUCCAAGUUGGUGAUCGAGCGGCACCACAUCAACAAGGAGGCGUGGGAGUGGAUCCUCGGUGAGAUCGAGGGCCAGUUCGCGCGUUCCGUCGCCAACCCAGGCGAGAUGUGCGGUACCUUGGCAGCACAGAGUAUCGGAGAGCCGGCGACGCAGAUGACGCUCAACACCUUCCACUAUGCCGGUGUGUCGAGUAAGAACGUCACUUUGGGUGUGCCGCGUCUCAAGGAGAUCAUCAACUGCGCCGAGAACAUCAAAACGCCCUCGGUGACCGUCUACCUGACAGAGGAGUACAGCCAGUCGCAGGAAUCGGCCAAGGUCAUCCAGACCGCCCUGGCUCACACCACGCUCCAGACCGUCACUUCGGCAGUCGAGGUGCACUACGACCCGGACCCGUCGGCGACGGUCAUCGAAGAGGACAAGGAUUUCGUCGAGGCCUUCUUCGCCAUUCCUGACGAGGAGGUCGAAGCGAGUCUGGAGCGUCAGUCGCCUUGGCUUCUGCGUCUGGAGCUGGACCGUGCGCAGAUGCUCGACAAGGAUCUCACGAUGGCCGAUGUAGCCUCCAAGAUCAGCGCCAUGUUUGGCCAGGACAUCUUUGUGAUGCACUCCGAAGACAACGCCGAGCAGCUCGUCCUGCGUAUCCGAGUCGUCGACAACGAUCCCGAGAAGGAGGCCCAGGGCGAAGAGGAGAUCUUCCUCAAGAACUUGGCCUCCCAGAUGUUAGCCGAGAUCGACCUCAAGGGUAUCAAGGGCAUCAAGAAGGUCUACAUUGUUCAGCAGGACAACAAGACCAGGCGUAUCGAUCCCGUCACGGGCGACUGGCGCACCGUGUCCGAGUGGGUGCUCGAGACCGACGGCAGCAACCUCUCCGAGGUGCUCGCCGUCCAUGGAGUCGACGCCAUCCGCACCAGCUGCAACAACCCAGUCGAGAUCUUCCGCGUCUUUGGUAUCGAGGCUGCCCGAAACUCGCUGCUCAAGGAGACGCGUGCCGUUAUCGAGUUCGACGGUUCGUACGUCAACUACCGCCAUCUGGCGCUCUUGUGCGACAUCAUGACGAGCCAGGGAGCCUUGAUGGCUAUCACUCGCCACGGUAUCAACCGCACCAACCAGGGAGCGCUCAUGCGUUGCACGUUCGAAGAGACCGUCGAGCUGCUCAUCGAGGCGGCCUCGAUGGGUGACAUCGACGACUGCAAGGGUGUGGCACAGAACGUGCUGCUCGGCCAGAUGGCACCGAUGGGCACCGGAGCGUUCGAUCUCAACCUGGAUCUGGACAUGCUCAAGGACACCAUCGUGAACCAUGCGCUGCCGUACGACACGCUGCUGGCCUCGCGCUCGCUUGACCACGCCGGCGGAAAGACGCCUGGUGCGAUGACGCCCUACGACUCGAGCUCGCCUGCUUCGGACGACGCCUUCCGCGUGCACGAGCAGGCCAUGUUCAGUCCGCUGGCGCAGACGGGCGGCGACGAGGGCGGAUACAACGACUACCUGUUGGCAGGUCAGAGCCCCAUGCGCACGCCACUGGGAGCCCAGAGCCCCGCCGGCUACGGCUUCUCGCCCGUGUCGCCCGGCUACAUGCCCACGUCGCCGGGCUACGCUACCUCGCCAGCAGGCGCUCUGGGCGGCAUGAGUCCUUGGACCGGCAACAACGGCCUCGGAGGCACCUCGCCGGCGUACAGCCCCACGUCGCCGCGCAUCUUUGGCGGUGCGACAAGUCCGUCGUAUUCGCCAACCUCGCCGAGCUACAGUCCCGCGUCGCCCAACUACUCGCCAUCGUCGCCGGCGGGUGCAGGAUACUCGCCGACGAGCCCGCGCAUGAGCCCGACGAGCCCCAUGGGUCGUUACGGCGCUGCUAUCAGCCCGCAGUACUCGCCCGCCUCGCCCAAGUUCUCGCCGACGAGCCCGAACUACAGUCCGGCCAGUCCUGCGUACACGCCGACCUCGCCGGUCUACUCGCCCACAUCGCCUGCCAUGGCGGGCCGAGGAGGUGCCAAGGGCUUCAGCCCAGCCUCGCCCGCCUAUUCGCCCACCUCGCCGCAGUACUCGCCAGCUUCACCGGCCUUCUCGCCGACGUCGCCGCAGUACUCACCGGCUUCGCCCCAGUACUCGCCUACCUCGCCGCAAUACUCUCCCACCAGCCCGGUCAUGGGCGGCGGUGCGUCAGGACCGGGCGCCGGUGGACCCGGAGGCGCUGCAUCUCCGCGUCGCAGCCGCAUGUCUAACAAGCCGGCAUGGCAGCGUUGA